UUCGUUUCGACGCGGAUGCCAUCUUCUUCUUAGCCCCCUCGCCCCCGCGCCACCACCACAGCCGCCCGCCCGCGCCGGUUGGAAAAAAGGGGGUUUCGCUCGUCCGGAGAAGGCAAGGCGCCCGCCCGGCCCCGCGAAUCGCAUGGUCGAAUCGCGCCGCGGGUGAUGGCGGAGGAACCAGCGGUCGGUGUCGAUGGCUUCGAGGCCGCCGGCGGCGCUGGCGCCGUCGGCGCGGAGGACAACCUGUCCAUGACCCUCGGCGACUUCAUGGCCUUCCUCGAGACUGAGCCCGCGCCGCCCGAGGAGGGCGGGGAGGAGGACGAGGAGCAGCAGCAGCAGCCUGGGGUCAAUCAAGGUUGUUUGGAGAUGCCUGCCAACACCAAUGGUUCUGAACAUUUAUUCCAAAGCCAAGAAGCAGAAAUGCUUGAGAAUGUAGAAUUUUGGUCAAACUACUCGCAACCCAAUGAAGGACAACAAACAAGUGAUCACACAGAGGCUGGCUCUUAUGGAUUCUCUAUCAAUGGUGAGGAAUGGAAAGAUCUACAGAACCAAUCCUGCUUGGAAAAUCAACAUUUUCCAAGGGAUACAUCAAACCAUGCUAAUUUUGAAGAAACAAGUGGUCCUCCUUAUGAAGAUCUCUCAAAUGGUUCAUACCUUGGACAGCAAACGAUGUACUCUGACCAAACAGAACUCCAAGUAGAGAACAACAUGGAAGACAUGGAGAUGCAAAUGAAUACUUAUUUUUCAGGUGGUAUAUCCACAGAGCAGUCAGCUUUGAGUGAAAUUCAAUGGGAGAGUACAGAUGAGAUGCUUGGUAAUACUGGUCAGGAUGGUGGUCAUUUCACUUUGAUGGGCAUGUUUUCUCUUACCCACAACACAGAUAUUCCUGAUAUUCCUUGCACUGAGUUGAACAUGGGUGAGACAACUGAAAGCAUUCGCAAUGCCAACAGCAGUUGCCUUACAAUGCAGGAAGAACAUCUGCAGGGGGAAUGUGGAGAGUAUCCUCAUCCAGAUUAUAUUUCUGUUGAUAUGGUUGGUGAAAGAUCUGUGCAUGAUUUGCCACAUGAUUUUUCACAAAACAAUGAGCAAUAUGAGAUGGAGCAGUUCCCACAGGAUAUAUGCGAAAGUGGUUCAAUGCAGAUGGGCUCUCCGGAUCAAUAUUGUGAUGAUACAUCUUUAUCAGAUAUUUACAUGGAUGUAUCCUCACCAGAGUCGAUAUCCUGUGAACAGAACCAGUCCGAAGAUGUUUGUUUCAAGAGUGAAUCUAGCACUGACUCUUCUCCAGUACCCUCUAGCAGAAACUCCACCACAGAGGAUGCUGAUAAAUACUUAGGUCACACAUCAAAACAGUUGCUGGACUCCAAGUUUAUCCCUUUCAACAACCAACAUCCGCUUAAGAAUGCGGGAUAUCAAAAACCUCCUGUAUUGCAUAAACAAUAUGAUUAUAGAAGGGACAACUAUUCUAUUCAGGGCAAUUCAUCAAGAGGUUCCUUCAGUAAAGAUGGCAGUGGGGCUUCUGAUUUGUGUAUAGUUGAGGGCAAUAGGAAUCUUGCUCCUGAUCAUCUAUUGCCAAUCCAGGGGAGGUUCCAUCAUAAUAUUCAGCAACCUAUGUAUGGUAAUCCCAUUCUUCCUACAUUUGGUGGGAUGAGAUACAAGCCACAUGAUGAAAGAAUCACUCUGAGGCUUGCAUUGCAGGAUAUUUCACAGCCAAAAUCUGAGGCUAAUCCACCUGAUGGGGUUUUAGCAGUUCCUUUGUUGAGGCAUCAGAAAAUUGCCUUGUCUUGGAUGGUACAAAAGGAGACAAGUAGCCCUCAUUGCUCUGGUGGAAUUCUUGCAGAUGAUCAGGGUCUGGGUAAAACUGUAUCAACCAUAUCACUGAUUCUAACAGAACGGCCACCAGUGCCACAGUCAUCUACUAUUAAGAAAGAGCCAUGUGAAGCUGUAACUCUAGAUGAUGAUGAUGAGGAUGAUUGUGCUGAACCUCAUUCAAAAAAGCAGAUGCAGACAUGUAACCCUGCAGUGACAAGUAACACAGUGAAGCAAGAAAAUCCUAUUGUAGCUGUUAAGACAAGGCCAGCUGCUGGUACUUUGGUUGUUUGCCCAACAAGUGUUCUGCGACAGUGGGCAGGAGAACUGAAGAACAAAGUUACAAGCAAAGCUAAUCUGUCAUUUUUAAUAUACCAUGGUAGCAACCGCACGAAGGAUCCUGAAGAGCUCACCAAAUAUGAUGUUGUGCUAACUACAUAUUCUAUAGUAAGCAUGGAAGUACCAAAACAAUCGAAUCCUGAUAGUGAUGAUGAAGAGAAGGGGAAGCCUGACAGAUAUGGUGCUCCUGUGUCCUCUUCAGGCAGCAAAAAGAGGAAGCCAUCUUCUAAGAAAACAAAAAAUAAAAGUGCUGCAGAGAGUAGCUUGCCUGAAAAACCUCUUGCAAAAGUUGCUUGGUUUAGGGUUGUUCUUGAUGAAGCACAAAGUAUUAAAAAUUACCGAACUCAGGUUGCCAGGGCUUGCUGGGGUUUGCGAGCCAAAAGAAGAUGGUGUUUGUCUGGGACGCCUAUACAGAAUGCCGUGGAGGAUCUCUAUAGCUAUUUUAGAUUUCUGAGAUACGACCCCUAUGCUGUGUACAAGCAAUUUUGCACUAUGAUAAAGAUUCCUAUCAGUAGGAACCCAACUAAUGGUUACAAGAAGCUUCAGGUUGUUUUGAAGACGGUAAUGCUACGCCGGACUAAAGCAACCAUGCUUGAUGGGAAACCAAUCAUAUCCUUACCGCCAAAGAACGUUUCACUUAAGACAGUGGACUUCACUAGUGAAGAGCGUAAUUUUUAUAACACUUUAGAAGUCGAAUCACGAGAACAGUUCAAGGAAUAUGCAGCUGCUGGUACUGUAAGGCAAAAUUAUGUCAACAUAUUAUUGAUGCUUUUACGGCUCAGACAGGCAUGUGAUCACCCUCACCUAGUUAGAGGUCAUGAGUCUACUUCUAACUGGAUGUCUUCGUUGGAGAUGGCAAAGAAACUUCCCAUGGAAAGGCAGCAAGAAUUACUUAUUUGCUUGCAAUCUUGUUCUGCAAUAUGUGCUCUCUGCAAUGAUGCACCAGAAGAUGCUGUUGUCACUAUAUGUGGUCAUGUUUUUUGCAACCAGUGCAUACUGGAGCAACUCACUGGCGAUGACAGCAUAUGCCCAGUGUCGAAUUGCAGAGUCCGACUAAAUACAACUUCACUGUUCUCCAGAAGCACCCUUGAAUGCUCUCUGAGUAGAUUAACCUGUGAUUUCAAGUCUAACAAUACCUGUAUGGAAAUGGUACAUGCUGAAAAGCGUCCUGGGAUUGAUUCAUCCUAUGCAUCUUCAAAAGUGAGAGCUGCACUAGAUAUACUUCUUUCAUUGCCCAAAAUAUGUCCCACCCAAAUGAAUGAUAGCAAAAAUUCAAUUGGGCUAGCCUCUGAAACGUCUGAUGGAAUGGGUUCUUCAGAACAAACUGACACCAAGUUGACGGAGAAGGCAAUUGUUUUUUCUCAAUGGACUAGAAUGCUAGACUUGCUUGAAGUUCAUCUGAAAGCUUCUCAUGUCAUGUAUCGAAGACUUGACGGUACAAUGUCUGUUGCUGCACGGGAUAAAGCUGUGAAAGACUUCAAUACAGUUCCAGAGGUCACUGUGAUGAUCAUGUCACUCAAAGCUGCAAGUCUUGGUUUGAACAUGGUUGCUGCCUGCCACGUGCUUAUGCUAGAUCUUUGGUGGAACCCAACCACAGAAGACCAAGCCGUGGAUAGAGCACACCGUAUUGGUCAGACGCGGCCUGUAACGGUAUCACGGUUAACUAUAAAAGACACUGUUGAAGAUCGUAUUCUGGCUCUCCAGGAGAAAAAGCGGGAGAUGGUUGCUUCUGCGUUUGGGGAAGACAGAUCUGGUUCCCGCCAGACUCGGUUGACCGUGGAAGACCUGAAUUAUCUGUUUAUGGUUUAGCAUCGCUCCUGAGAGUGAACAGUUUUGCUCAUUGGAUGGUGUAGACAGUGAUAGAUAAAAUCUCUCAAAACAAAUAACAAAUAGUUCUCAUCUAGGGGUUAUAAGUACCUGUAGUUUGUACAGUUGUAGAGAUUUUGUAGUUUUGAAGGAGGUGGCAUUGUGGCGGUUAGGUCAUCCUAUUCUUUUUGCGCGUAAAGCAGUAAGAUUACUGAACCAGGCGAAUUCUUCGGAUAGCUGCAGUAGUGCCUGGUGACUUAUAUCGUGAAGUUAUUGACAGUCAUCAGUUAACAUGAUAUCUGUACAUAACUUUAAUCGGCAUGUCUGACAUGUGGGCAUCAUCGUCUGCCAAUAGUUUGGUUGUAUGUGAUAAACUAUCGAAAAGAUUGAGCUGAGCUUGUCAUGUGUCUUGUUAUCAA
Molecule: messenger RNA, 4370 nt
Organism: Panicum hallii
Lineage: Eukaryota; Viridiplantae; Streptophyta; Magnoliopsida; Poales; Poaceae
Product: helicase-like transcription factor CHR28
Exons: 13
Coding region: 166-3954 (1262 amino acids)
Molecular function (GO): ATP-dependent chromatin remodeler activity; ATP binding
Source: RefSeq, a predicted model, not a curated record